Messenger RNA from Morus notabilis, 441 nucleotides. RefSeq lists its product as uncharacterized. The transcript has a single exon. NCBI's taxonomy places the organism in Eukaryota, Viridiplantae, Streptophyta, Magnoliopsida, Rosales, Moraceae. The record is from RefSeq and is a predicted model, not a curated record. The annotation marks the transcript as partial.
AAUGGUGAAUUGACAAUUCCACCACUACUAAUUCAGGAGACAACGGAGACUGUGUUUCGAAACCUCAUCAGCUUGGAGCAGUGUUGCCCUAAUUAUGAGCCUAAAAUCACUUCCUACGCCGUUCUGUUGGACAACCUUAUCAACACUAAAGAUGACGUGGAAAUACUUAGCAAGAAUAGGGCCAUUGAUCUGUGGCUGAAUCUUGAGCAGGCGACCAAAUCAUUCAGCAAUCUCUAUAUUGACACUUACCUCAAAGAAUCCUUUUAUAUCAAACUUACUCGUGAUGUGGAUACAUGGUGCCAGGCCAGCUGGAACAAACAUCGAAGAUCGCUGGUGCGUGACUAUUUCAAACACCCAUGGACACUUAUCUCCGUCAUCGCUGCGUCUAUCGCAUUGAUUCUUUCCUUCCUGCAGACCUUGUACACCAUUAAAGGAUCUUAA